Messenger RNA from Bursaphelenchus xylophilus (pine wood nematode), 6049 nucleotides. The record is from the annotation of a GenBank genome assembly. Lineage: Eukaryota; Metazoa; Nematoda; Chromadorea; Rhabditida; Aphelenchoididae.
AUGAAACGCGGGCUCAACAUAACUUAUACUUGCUCAGUCUGCGGUCAAAAGCACAAAGGAAAGCACUUUGGAGUGCAGGCUUGUCGCGCAUGCGCCUCGUUUUAUCGCCGGUCGUUGGUCGAAGGGAAGGUGUACAAAUGCCGAGGAACAGGGAAUUGUCAAUUGUCAAAAGAGCUGCGGAAUGAUUGCCGAGCCUGUCGGUUGGAGCGCUGUAAGCGCAUCGGAAUGACGGAGAGUCGGAUCCGCUAUCUCGAGUAUGAUGAGGAACGGCCGGAAUGUUCGAAAGAGCAUUCGAAAACAACUGGAGCUGCAAAGCCAACAACUGAUCUGAUCAAGCAGUAUCUUAAUGUACGUUUUAAAUUUCAGUUUAACUUUGGGACAGGAGAAUGAUGAUUUUUUGAAACAAUAAUGCAUAUUUCAGCCGGCAAAUUGUCCCACCAAUGAACUCGAAAAGUUCGUUGCGCAUUAUCGAAACUUUUGUAACGCAGAGAGGUCAAUGUAUAUCACUGAGAAUCCAGAGGACUUGUUCAGCACCUUUGAGGUAAGGGCUUUGACAUCUUUGUUUUUGUUGUUUAGACAAACCGUUAAGAAAGCAACUAGGCAUGUCCAAAGAAGCUGCGCAUUUGUCUGGAAUUUAUAAAGGGAAUUGCUACAUAAGUAUGCGACGCUUAUGUAUUGAUUAACCUUUGCGCAAAUAGUGAUUGAGCAAUGCGACUGACACGCCAAUUUGAGGGCUUGACUCCUCUAGUAAAAGAUGACUUUUAUUAUGCUCCAAAAAUCAGUCGUCAUUCAGAAAGGAACUUAUACACAGUUACAGGCAAACUGCUUAUUGACAGGACGCUUUCUUCGUUAUGGGUAUUCUCUGGCAGUGAUUGGAUAGCAUGGGUUGGUAAAGCGAAAACUGGUCCUUAUAGAGACUCCAUAAACCGCGCAUUCAGAAUUUGAGGAACGCCUAACAAUAAUCGCCACGCCAUAAAUAAACAGAACAUUAAAUGUCUUCCUUUAACACCAAAUUUAAAUUUAGUAAAAGUUUGUAAAUUUUAGACCGUAAAAUUCAAGCCAAUAACUCGCUCCGAGCAGAUCCGAAUGGAACGUGGUACCGUCCCACUUGUGCAUCGGCUUCUCCUAGACACCGCUCCAAUAUAUCGCGAGUUAUCGCAUGACAACAAAGUAAAGCUCAUGAAAAUCUUCCUCUACGAAUUCAUUUGUCUCCAUCGAGCUUUUGUCUCUGCCAGAGUUUACCGAGAAGACAAGCCAAGGGUCAUUUUAAACUAUGGAUAUUAUUGGGAUGUGGAAUCGGCGCUUGGUUUCUUUGAGGGCUCAAAAAAGCCGGAGGAGAAUGCAAAGUUUAUGAUUCCGAUUAUUGAGAGUUUUCUGGUUACGGUGAGAAAAAUGAGAGAAGUUAAUUUGACCGAACCGGAGCUCAUGAAGACUGUUGUGUUGAAUUUCUAUAACAUCCGUAAGUUCAUCAAGCAAGUUGGCACAUAGUAAUAAUAUUUGUCAAUUUUAGUUCAUGACCUCGGUCUGGACACUCCGGAAACCCGAAAGGCUGCGGACGAUAUUCAUACCGAAUUUUUGUUUUACCUCGCUUCACAGUAUGGAGUCCCCAAUAUUGGGCCUCGGAUAGGAUACUUUCAGCGCCUCAUGCAGCAUAUUGUCGUAAGUUUGGUGUAAAAAUAAGGCGCAGAAAUCAUAAUGAACACACUUUAAUGCGGAUUGUUUCAGAAACAAGCAUCCGAGUUCCGAGAAUCUAUGGUAAUUGCGAGAAUAUUCUUCCCCGAUGCCGGUACUGAAGUCUGGGACAACCUCGACAUACACGACGGCCUUUAUCGGCCGUAAGGGUAAUUGAAUAUUAUUUAUUGAAUACUUUAUAAUAAUUACGAAUAAAUGGCUAUCUCAUUCGUUCAAAGUCGGAAUUUUGAGAGAUAAUUAGAUUUAUCAGUCUUAUGUUUGAUAUGGCGGCGAUACUGAUACAGCCUGCAACUCAUUAUAGUCUCUUUCAACUCAUUUUAGUCCAACCUCACAAAAGCCUCAUUUAUAGCCUCUUGUGACCUGAAAUUCACUUGGUUGACCCAUAAAACUUCUGAAACACAUACUAUAGAUGCCGUUUUAUAAAAACUCAAAAUGCCGGGUCUCCUGUAGAGGUUAAAAUUAAGAUAGUUUGAGGGCUAAUUGGAUAGUACAUAAAAACAUGGAUCCCUUUUCCUAUUAUCUGUAAUAUGCACAUUUGCUCACUGGUCCUUAGCAGCAGCUUGCAGAUUCUCCUUAACUUUUUUCCGCUUUCAUCAAGACAUGAUGGCCUUUUUUACUACCCCUUCUUCUCCAAGCUUGCUAAACGACCGAUUAGAUUUUUCCUCCGACAAUAAAUCUCAAACUACACACCAAUCCAUUACUCCCACCGUAGACGAUCACCGUGCACCCGAUUAAGAGCAUUGUUAAACCCGAAUUCUUUGUAACUUUUGCGUUCGGCAGUAAAUCACAUGAACCGUCGAUGAACAGGACACCUUCUCACGCCCAUCGAUGUGCGAUCUUAUUGGUUCACAGCGGCGUUUAAAGAGCAUCCAUUUGAUGCACCUUGAACGUCGACGAAGGUUCAAAGAGCCUCCAACAGACAUGACACAACCCACAGACAUACCUUGCAUUCACUAUAAAUACAAGUUGAAUAUCAAAAAACUGUUUGGUUACUAGCUCUUAUCUGCUCUUAACUUAGACCAAAAUAUUUAUUAUUUAUAGGAAAAUUGGACCUUCCUUUAGUUCUGAAAACGAUACUUAUCACUUUUAUUAAAAAAUAAGCUGUCUCAAAGUCGCAUGUUCAGUGUCCGAUUAUUGAUACAUGUUAUUGACAUGAGUGGAAGGCGUGGACUUGGGCGCACUCGUGGCGUCAUCCACCCGCUCUCAUGAUGUUUCUAACAACUUGUGGCAACUCAAAAUAUGGUUGAGCUCGAUUCCAAAAAGUUUCUUUUAAUGUUGAUAAAAGUAAAUCUUUUUUUUUGAAUUUGUGUCACAUGCUCGUUUUCGUAAAAAUUGUUGUAUUAGUGCAAUGUAGAGCUGUUAUCUAUGUAACUCAAAUGGGCGAUGACGCUGAUAAGUCAGCCAGUGGAGAACAAUUUUUGUAUUUUUGAGGAUAACGCGGAUCUUUUUUUCGUUUUUCAUUAGAAAAAACUUUUAAAUUUUAUAAAACUUGGCCCAAAUCAAGAAUUUUAUUUAUAACGACAUACGUCAAUUUUUUUAUGACUUUCCGCUGAAACUACUGUUAUUUUGCUACAGCCGGAACAAAGCAGAUAUUAUAUUUUCUAAAUCGUUUUGUUUUUUUCUGUGGUGGCUACCAACCACCUUUGUUUUUGAGGGGUUCUAUUUCAUAGAAGCAUGACCGCAAUACGACUGAAUACGUGCUAUCUGUCAACUUUAUCAGCUUCUGAAAUUUUGGUAAAAGAUUGGAGCCUUAAAGUUUUCUGCCAAGUUUCAAAAUACUAUCAGAAAUUUCGUAUUAGCGAUGCGCCUUGCCCAUCACUCAAAAUACGAAAUCAUUUGUGUUUUGAGUGCCACAGGUGACAUCAAAAUGUAUUUUCUGGUUUGUGAAUUCACCAAUCUUAUCAACUAUAACAUUUAUUUAUCAACAAACCGGGUCUGAUCAGACAUUUAAGAUUUUUUAUUUUUCACCGAUCCCAAAUAAUAUAUUAUACCUUUUUUUAGUACUGAUAGGGGAGGUUUUUACCCAUCUCAUGAAGCCGUGUCACCUACCGAAAAAAGAAUCGUUUCUAGGAUCGUGCAGAGAGCUCAACUUUAAAGACAAAAAAUAAUAGUCGUCUUUCAGACCAUGGUUUUAAGGAUAUGUCUGGCAAUAUGCUUUAUCAUGAUGCUGAUCACUAUCGCCGAUGGAAAGAAGGUCCUAAUAUCACAGACAGCAAUGGGAAAAAGCCAUGUGUACUAUAGUAACGCUUUGGUUGAUAAACUGGCCGACCGUGGACAUAUUGUGGUAAGUAUCAACUUAGGAAUUCUAGCAAACCAAUGUUUUUGCGAUAGGCAUCGUUAGAUUUGGUCUAUCUGACAUUGCAAGUUUUUGAAGCGAGACUCCGGAUAUUGGUAAAAAUUGACACAAAUAUAGGUUAAUUAUGUAACUAUUUUAUGUAACUUAACUAUUUGAGGUUUCCAACUUGCGCUUCGCAGAAAGGAAUGACGUUUUCUAAAACGUCAACAUAAGAGUUGCCAGUUAUGAUCUACACCGAUUUUUAACCUACCCUACACCAUGUAUUUUCAGGACAAACUUGUGUUGAAUUGGAAUCCGGAAGCUCGAAUUAAGAUCUCCAAAAAAGCCAGAAAAGUUAUUCACGUUGACCAUGAAAAUACCCCGUACCUAAACGCAACGCAUCUCAUCAAUCCCUUCAAGGUUGGGCCGGUCAACGCCUUCGAUAUUUUCACACAAUGCCGAGUACUGUUCUGCGAAGAGCUCAUGUCCAACACGGAAUUGAUUAAUCAGCUUCGAGCGGAGGCGUAUGACAUAAUAUUAUUGUCAGCAUUCGAUGGCUGUGGCAUCAGUUUGGCUCAUAUUCUGGGGAUUCCAAGUACUGCGUUGUAUGUGGCCACUUCCAGUGCUGAUUAUGUGGCUGAGGGAUUUGGAAUUCCAGCGCCACCAAGCUAUCUGAGCAGUAAGCAAAGCCAUAUAUCAGAAACGUUAAAGGGGCUUUAUGAAUAGCAUAGACCGAGACUGUGUAGUGAAUUCUUUAACAGGAGCUUUUAUUUAUUGGAAAUAUAAGUUCUCAAUUUAAGUUCAGCCCAGAAAACAGGUCAAAAAUAAUGUCAUAACAUAUUGGACACCCCUCCCGAUUUUACAUGCUCUAUGAUUUACAAUAUCAUUCUUUCAGACGUCUUUGUCCCCAUUGCACCAGGCCGUCAACUAACCUUCGCCGAGCGCGUUAAAAGCUACUAUCGCUGGCUCCAACGCGAGAGUGAUUGGUACCGCGCAUUGCGCAACGUUGAGCAUCCCAUUGUUAACAAGUACUAUCCCGGAACCCCUACGUACACCGAACUGUUCAAAAAGCUCUCCUUUGUCUUUCUUAACAUGCCGGAACUCCUGGACAUUGGUCGCCCAAUCUCCUCGAAAAUCAAGUUUAUUGGGGGAAUUCAGAUGGAAGAUGAGUUGAAGAAGCCGGUUAAGGAACUGCCGGAGGUAAGUAGCAACGGUUCAAAAGCAAAUUUUGUGUUUAUUUUAGGAAUACGAGAAGAUUUUGUCGUCACGGCCAAAAGGAACCGUCAUAUUUUCCCUUGGCUCACAAAUUAUGAUGGGCGUUGUGCCAGUGGAGAUCAAGCAGGCUCUUUUAAAAUCAUUUGCCAAAUUCCCGGAAUACAGUUUCAUCUGGAAACAUGACCAACCAGAAUCAGUUGGACUGAAUAAUUCUACAAAUGUCUUCUUCAAGAAGUGGCUGCCUCAAAAGGAGCUGCUUGGUAAGUGGCAAUUUUACUUUCCAAUAAUUUUUUAUUAAAUUGUAAAACUGUAUUUAUAAGUUUUCAAAGAAUGACGUGUGAUAGAAUACUCUUUUCAGCUGACCGCCGAAUUCGCUGUUUCAUCACCCACAUGGGGCUCAAUUCGUACACCGAGCUCGCCUACGCCGGAGUUCCGACGAUAAUGCUUCCACUAUUCGCUGAUCAAGAGUUCAAUGCGGGCGUUGCGGAACGCAAAGGCCUUGGAAUUACAAUUCAUCGAACCAAAGUCACUGAAGACACUGUCACCGACGCUUUGAACAAAGUUUUGAAUGAUCCAAAAUACGAUGAGACCGCAAAAAUGUAUUCGCGAAUGCUAAGAAAUCAGCCCAACAAGCCGAGCGAAACUUUUGUUAAAUACGUUGAAUAUGCGAUGCAAUAUCCGAUGAUUCAUGAUGUGCUAAAUCUACCUUCAACGGAGCUGGAUUUCUGGGUGUUUAAUUCGUAUGAUGUCAUCGGAUUUUUCGCUGUAUGUGGACUAACUUUACUAGUGGUUUCUGCGGCAAUUAUCUGGAAGCUGAUUGCCGUGAUUGUGCCAUAUGUCCGAAGGGACAAGAGGAAAACGGAAUAG